Molecule: messenger RNA, 576 nt
Organism: Colletotrichum spaethianum
Lineage: Eukaryota; Fungi; Ascomycota; Sordariomycetes; Glomerellales; Glomerellaceae
Product: 40S ribosomal protein S9
Exons: 4
Coding region: 1-576 (191 amino acids)
Biological process (GO): positive regulation of translational fidelity; translation
Cellular component (GO): cytosolic small ribosomal subunit
Molecular function (GO): structural constituent of ribosome; rRNA binding
Source: RefSeq, a predicted model, not a curated record
AUGGCGCCUCUCACCUACUCCAAGACCUCCAAGGUCCCCCGUCGCCCCUUCGAGGCCGCCCGUCUGGACUCCGAGUUGAAGCUCGUUGGCGAGUACGGUCUCCGCAACAAGCGUGAGGUCUGGCGUGUCCAGCUUACCCUCUCCAAGAUCCGUCGUGCUGCCCGUCAGCUCUUGACCCUUGACGAGAAGGACCCCAAGCGUCUCUUCGAGGGCAAUGCCCUCAUUCGCCGUCUCGUGCGCGUCGGUGUCCUCGACGAGUCCCGCAUGAAGCUCGAUUACGUCCUUGCCCUCAAGGUCGAGGAUUUCCUUGAGCGCCGCCUCCAGACCUGCGUCUACAAGCUUGGCCUUGCCAAGUCUAUCCACCACGCCCGUGUCCUCAUCCGCCAGAGACACAUCCGCGUCGGCAAGCAGAUCGUCAACGUUCCUUCUUUCAUCGUCCGUCUCGACUCCCAGAAGCACAUCGACUUCGCCCUUACCUCGCCCUUCGGUGGUGGCCGCCCCGGCCGUGUCCGCAGAAAGAAGGCCAAGGCCGCUGAGAAGGCCGACGGUGGUGAGGAUGAGGAGGAUGAGGAGUAA